UUGCAACCAUGGAUGACAAACAAAGAAUAUUCGAAGAGGUUGAAGCUGGUGAUGCCGAGAGCAUGGAAAAAUCCAUCUUACAACUUAAAAGUGGUCAGCUGAACGACAUUGCCGCGCUUCAUGAGGGUUUUGACCUGCAAAGAAUGCCGCAGAACUACUUAAAUAAGCGUUCUUGCAUAGAAAAACUUAUUUUCCACGCCACAAUGUCGGACGCAUUAAAGUCACCAUUUUCUGGUGUGAAUCAGUCUCCUCACGUCGGUCUGAAGCUGAGUUCCGAUCAACCUUUUGAUGUGAAAACGUUGCACAAAAGUCUUCCCGCGCCAAGCCCGAACGAUUCUGGUUCUGAAUGGGAUUCGGAACCAACAGACGGAAAAAAUAGUCGGAGUCAGUUGACUUCGUCUGAGGAUCCUUUGUCAAAAUCAAUAGGGUAUCAUUCGCCAUUGAAAGGAAAUUCAGCGCGUUCGUGGACUGCCAACCCGGACGAAUUCUUACACACUGCAAAGUGGCAACUGCAAGAUUUAAGUUUUUUAGUAGGCUCAGAUUUGGCUAUUUUCGGGACGCCAAAACACCCGUGUAUCAGCUUGAAGUUGAGUCCUAUGCACGAGAGCAUAAAUGUGCUAACUGGAAUUGAUAUUUGGCUGGAGAACAUUUUGAACGAAGUGCCUGAAGUAGCUAUGUGUUAUCAUCACGAGGGGAUUGUGAUGCAGGAGUACGAGUUGUACAAAACGUGUGAUGUACCGGCGAUUGCCGGGUUCGAGACCAAACAGAUCUACCGGAUCGUACAGAAUAUCAUCAUGUUUCUUAAGCGCAACGCGACUCAAGAAGGUCACACCUACUGGUUGGUCAAAGAGCCGGAAUGCGGUCUUGUUAAGCUUUACGAUUUAACUACCUUAUGCGAAAACGAUCGGUUUUAUGGCAAACAAGAUCGUAACACUAAGGAGUCGGAAGAAGUCAGUCACCAAUCUGAAUACCAGAGGGACAGUUUGACUGAUGCACUACGACUUGUGCGCAACUGUUUGAAUGUGAUCAGUCUGGCUGAGCGUGGUGUCGCCACGUCGGAUAUCGGUGGAGCCGAGAGCACCAGUUUACCGCCGGCUUUGGAUAAUCUUAAAACACGGGCUAUCUGGCUACUGUGUCGGCUCUAUUUGGCCACACCUUACAAUCUGCUGAGUAGUUGUAUUCAGUUACUACAAACAGAUAUCAAACCAGGCUUUGGGGUAAGUUGGAAUUAUGGCCCACGGAUUUUUGUUGCACACCGUCAAAAAGUGAUGUUUAUGGAACUUAAUUGUGUGAAUUAA
Messenger RNA from Echinostoma caproni, 1298 nucleotides. The record is from the annotation of a GenBank genome assembly. NCBI's taxonomy places the organism in Eukaryota, Metazoa, Platyhelminthes, Trematoda, Plagiorchiida, Echinostomatidae.